Molecule: messenger RNA, 1879 nt
Organism: Papilio xuthus (Asian swallowtail)
Lineage: Eukaryota; Metazoa; Arthropoda; Insecta; Lepidoptera; Papilionidae
Product: lethal (1) G0469 NlpC/P60 domain-containing protein
Exons: 4
Coding region: 199-915 (238 amino acids)
Source: RefSeq, a predicted model, not a curated record
GCGCGGCGUUUAAUGUACCGGUGUCGCAGUAUAGUUGGACGUACCCGCAACUCAGAAGCCACGCGUAAUCAAUUGUGAAAGUGUUCUAACGCGAUUUCUACAUAGUGAGAGUCUACCAACGAAUUACUAUCACCCUUAAAAACCUUAAGUUAGUGCACGCGGUGGGAUCGAUUUGAGAAUUAAAGAGAGCAGGGUUCAAUGGAAGCGAGGUUCGUGACUUGCCGGAGCUUCCAGCAGAUAAAGCCGCCAGAGAAGAGCCUCGCGUCACAGCCGACCGUGAAGGGGCUCUUGUCUCGCUUCGGCAGCCAGGCCCAGGCACUGUUCGCGCCGAAGAAGCCGCGCUUCGGCUCGUCGGUGGCCAUACACAAGCUUCGGGAGACCAAGUGGUUUAAGCACGAUGAACAGAAUAUCCUGUGUGCUGUGCUCGAGACUGGCUUCGUGCUGGAGGUGCGAGCGGAAGACCCAUUGCCGCCGGACUCUGCGCUCUCUCCAGACUAUCACAUGUAUGCCAUCGCAAUGUGGAAGAAGGGUAAAGAAAAAACAAAGAACCCGGAACAGAUAGAGGUGUACACUGUGCAACAGAAAGGUGUGCGCAAACGUGUUAUCAAGACCACUCUGAGUGCCUUCUGGAAGAAAGACUCCGUCAUACGAAUCAACAACGUGGACGAUAAACAGGAGACCCCAAACAGCGAAAAAGACAUAAGGGCAAAGCUUGACAUGGCCACUAAAUCCAGAUUCGAGAGGAACUGGCACAACACUCUACAUUUUGUCCAUUGGUGCCGCUAUGGGGAGACGCCUCAAGAGGCUCGCAUGAGACAGAUAAGCGAGUCGCUGAAAUGGGGCAACAUUGGCAUGAACAUGGGCGUAAUGCUCGUAAGUCAAAGCAACGCCAGGGCUAAGGCAAAGUCUGUCUGAGUGUUGCCAUCCAGCGGCAACGCCGCUGGCUCGUGCUACGCCUGCUUCUGGUCACCCCGGAACAUAGACAAUGUAUAAAUUGUUUUUUUUUUAAAUUCCAUCACCGGGUGUGAUUGAAUCGAUUAUACGGUAUCGAUUUUUUUACCGAUAGGACCGAGUUGAUAUCGAGUGACGUAUUUUAUCUGUUUCAGUUCUCAAUGUUCAUUCAAUGUUUAAUCAUUUUGCUAUAACUUGAAAUUUUUGUUGCUCUAAAAAAAUUUGAUUAAAAUCGAUUUUUAUAAUUGUUUUUAAUCGCUCGAAUACAAUUAAAACUUGGUCCUUUCGUUUCGUUAUUCUAGUACUUGAUACUGAUUUUUGCUACAUUAGAUUUCUGUAAAAUCAUGACUAAACUGCCGUAAUAUUUAAUUUUUGUACUUGAAAUGCAUUUUGUGUCUGUUUUUAAUAAUACAGUGUACCAUUUAGGUUCUAUGCUCAAUCACAGAUAAAAUUUUAACGUAGAAUUUAUCAAAAAUAAAUUUGGAUUGUAUUUUAAUUCUUAAUUUUCAAAUAGAAGCUUUAAUUUUGAUUAGACCAAAAUUUUAUGAAUACAUUCCUGAGAUUUUAAUGAUGCGAGGCGACUAAUGAUUCUGUGAAUAUCUUAUAGCUUAGUUUAUAACAUGUUAAAGUCUAUGGAAAUAAAAAUUCUAUUUAUCAUUGUUUCUGAUUAAUAAGACUGUUCUGAUUUUGUACGGGAGUGAGAUGGGACUAUGGAGAAUUCACUCGUAUUCCAGUAAUUUCUACUGGAAAGAUUUGAAUCCAGUUUUUCAUAGUCUUCGUGUGUCGAGUAUUUCUAAGUAUUGCUAAUUUAUAUAAAAUGUUGAAAACGAGUUAUUUCCGAUUGUUGUGAGAGUAUUGUACGUAUAAGAUUUCAAUGUUCUAUUUAUAUGGAAGCAUUUUUGUAUUAAUAAACUGAUUACGUAAUCGA